CACCGCCACCUCGGUCUCCUCUGUAACCACCACCGUGUAUGGCGCCGCUCGAAUCAAAGCCACCAAAGGAAGCUCCACCACGACUACCCUGAUAAUCACCACGACCGCGUCCACCUCCGCGACCGCCACGGGGUUGACCUCGUCCGCGAUCAGACAUGAUGAGGAAUAGUAAUAUUUUGAAGCAAGUGUGUCGUUGAAAUUCAAUGAGAGUGAGAUGUGGUUGAGUAAAUGUACAAGGAUACGAUGAUUGCUGAGUAUAUGACUAGCUACCUAGAGGUGAUGGAUGCUGAGUUCUCGAAAGAUGGAUUAGAGAUCUUGAUCAGGGUGAAAUGUGUGAGCUUGAGCGAUAUUCCAUUCCCAAUACCGGCUUGGGCUUUCGUGCCUUCGCGCCUUCGUGUUUGACGGCUCUAGGUCCCGCGGUGUUCGGGUAAAUAAGUGCUUGGUGAUUUGCCUACGGUAUAUAUAGCAAGCUCGAAUUGGUUGACGAUGUUUGAAAGCGGUGGAGCCUCCCCGAAGCCGGGUUGCGGGAAGCAGCUGCUCGUUGACGAUGGGAUGAGUCCCCACUGCUUGAAGGUCGAUCCGUUGCCCAGGAGCUUAGUGUCAACACUGAAGAGCGGCAGAAAAUCCUUUCGAGGAAUUAACGAGAACAACUCAAAGAAGAGUUUAGCAAGUCAAGUUGUACUUCUAUCUAACGUCCUAACCCUCAGGUUCUACGAUAAAACUUCCCUGGAGGCCCACCUGUUCUCAUCAAUCGACCCAUACAUGC
This is a messenger RNA of Truncatella angustata, 766 nucleotides long. RefSeq lists its product as uncharacterized. Bases 229 to 402 code for a protein of 57 amino acids. NCBI's taxonomy places the organism in Eukaryota, Fungi, Ascomycota, Sordariomycetes, Amphisphaeriales, Sporocadaceae. The record is from RefSeq and is a predicted model, not a curated record. The transcript has 2 exons.